Molecule: messenger RNA, 3467 nt
Organism: Lotus japonicus
Lineage: Eukaryota; Viridiplantae; Streptophyta; Magnoliopsida; Fabales; Fabaceae
Product: protein SMAX1-LIKE 6-like
Exons: 3
Coding region: 109-3318 (1069 amino acids)
Molecular function (GO): ATP hydrolysis activity; ATP binding
Source: RefSeq, a predicted model, not a curated record
CUGUAUACAUACAUUAUCAUAUAAUCACAAUAAUAAUCUUAUUAUUAUCAUUCUUAUAAACUGAUAUAUCAUAUACUUACUCCAUCUAUCUAUUUAUGGUUGCCGGCGAUGCCUACGCCACUCACCGCAGCGAGGCAAACUUUGACGGACGAGGCCGCGCGUGCGCUCGACGACGCGGUGGCAGUUGCGCGUCGCCGGUGUCACACCCAGACAACCUCACUCCACGCCAUGUCGGCCCUCCUUGCCACGCCGUCCUCCACCCUCCGCGACGCCUGCGCCCGAGCAAGCGGCGGGAACUUCUCUUCGCCGCCGCACCUCCAACUGCGUGUGCUGGAGCUUUCAGUGGGAGUCUCCCUCGACCGGAUUCCGUCGUCGAGAAGCUCGCCGGCGGUGGAUGAGCCUCCGGUGUCGAACUCCCUCAUGGCUGCCAUCAAACGCUCCCAGGGAAACCAGCGCCGGAGCCCCAAGAGCUUCCACUUCCUGAACCAGGCUCAGGGAACGCCGUCGUUUCCGAAGGUGGAGCUCAAGCACUUCGUCUUGUCGAUUCUCGAUGACCCGAUUGUGAACCGGGUCUUCACCGAAGCGGGUUUCCGGAGCUGCGACGUGAAGCUGGCGUUGCUUCAGCCCCCGGUUGCCAGAACCCGACCCGUUUUCCUCUGCAACCUCAAACCGGGUCGUGCCGGACCCGGGUUCAGCCUCGACGAGAACUCCAGUAGGAUCGUUGAGAUUCUCGCGCGGAAGAGCAAGAGGAACCCCUUGCUGGUGGGUGUUUACGCCAAGGGUGCUAUGAAGAACUUCACCGAGCUGGUUCAAAAGGGUCGAGGGGGUGAGUCGUUGUUCCCUACCGGAGUAGCUGGGUUGAGCGUAGUCUCCGUCGGGAACGAGGUUGCUGAGUUCGUGACUCGUGGCGAGAGCGAGGAGAAGAUGGGUGUGAGGUUCCAGGAGCUGAGUCGUGAGGUGGAGCAGUGUGCGGGUUCCGGCGUUGUGGUUAGCUUCGGGGAGGUCGAGGUUCUUGUCGGGGAAUCGGUGAAUGCUGGUGCUGUUGGGUUUGUUGUGGAGGAGUUGACGCGGUUGUUGGAGGUUCAUGGUGGGAAGGUUUGGUUGGUAGGGGUGGCUGAAACCUCUGGUGCAUAUUCUAAGUUCUUGGGUUUGUUCCCCAAUGUGGAAAAUGAUUUGGAUUUGCAUCUUCUGACUGUGACAUCUGCCACAUCUUCAAUGGAAGGACUCUACUCUAAGUCCAGCUUGAUGGGGUCCUUUGUUCCAUUUGGUGGAUUCUUUCCCACACCUUCUGAAAUAAAGAGUCAUGUAAGCUCUACAAAUGCAUCUUUUGCUCGUUGUGAUGAAUGCAAUGGAAAAUAUGAACUGGAAGUUGCUAAUACUCUGAAUGUAAAUCCUGCUGCUCUGACAUCUAGUUACUCUACAAGCUUGCCUUGGUUACACAAGGGUGUUCGUGUGGACACAUGUGGAAGAUUGAAUGUGGCAAAGACUAAUGAAGAAAAUACAAGUUUGAAUGAUAAGGUCUUGGGAUUUCAAAAGAAAUGGAGUGAUAUUUGUCAACGUCUUCAUCACGCAAGAUCACUACCUGAAUUUGAUAUUUCUCGAACAAUGUCCCCAACUCCAUCCCUUGAGUUUUUACGAUUUGGUUCUGGUUUUAAGGACAGCAGCAGUAGAGAUCUAACACUUGUUGAACUCCAAUGUUCUGAUACAGUCAAUGUUGAUGUUAGAACUGGUUGUGUAUCAAAAGUUUCAAAUUCGAUACAAAUUGACACGCAGACCCCUCGGGUCACCCCUUUACCUAUGACCAACAUGAGUGCACUUGCUCACAUAUCAUCUUCAUCCCUUAUUCCUGUGACCACAGAUUUAGGAUUGGGAACGUUAUAUACAUCAACUUCAUCAACUGUGCAGGAACGAGAUACCCCAAAACUACAAAAUCAAAUAAAGCAUCUUCAGCACUUGUCAGAGUCUAUUUCACCUGAAUGUGAUGCCAUCAAUGGAAAUACUUCACACCAACUUACUAGAUCUUCCUGCUCUGGUUCAAACUUGGAAGGAAUAUUUGAUAAAGUAGAUUUCAAGUCUCUUAAUCAGCUUCUCACUGAAAAGGUUGGUUGGCAGGAUCAGGCCAUACGUGCUAUCAGUCAAACUUUGUUCCUUUGUAAAUCCGGUGCAGGGAAGUGUAGAAGCUCACACGGAAGAGCAGACAUCUGGUUUUCUUUUCAUGGACCAGAUCGAAUUGGAAAAAGGAAAAUUGCUUCAGCGCUUGCGGAGGCUGUAUUUGGAAAUACCGUAAGCCUAAUCUCCGUGGAUCUGGGCUUCCAGGACAGGUUUUACCCAUUGAACUCGAUGUUCGAAAGCCAAAAAUCAUCUUGCUAUGGUGUGCUUAGGAGGAAGACAGUUGUGGACUAUAUUGCUGGGGAGUUGAGGAAAAAACCAUAUUCCGUUGUCUUUCUCGAAAAUGUAGACAAAGCUGAUUUUCUGGUGCAGACUAGUUUGUUGCAGGCAAUAAGAACUGGUAAAUUUCCAGACUCGCAUGGAAGGGUAGUUAGCAUCAACAACACAAUCUUUCUUGUAACCUCAACUAUCUGUAAAGGUAAAGGCUCUUUUGUUUCUGAGGAGUCUAAAAUGUUUUCUGAGGAUAGAAUCCUUGAAACCAAAGCAUGUCAAAUGCAAUUAUUACUAGGGGAUACGUCUGAGGAUUCCAAAGGAAGCAGCAGUACAAAUGUUAAGGUUGUACCUAGAGAAAAGAUUUCCAAACCAUCAUUUCUGAAUAAAAGAAAGCAGGUUGAUAGUAGUGACUCCAUAGUGGGAACAACAUGCAAGAUGCAGAAACAGGUCAGCGAGACGUCAAGAACCCAUCUGGAUCUAAACAUGCCCCUAGAGGAGGGUGAAGAGGGUAUCAAUGACAGUGUCAGUGACUAUGAAAAUGAAUCUAGAGCAGAAAAUGCAGACGCCGCGUGGUUAAGUGAUUUCUGUAAUCAAGUUGAUGAAAAAGUGGAUUUUAAGCCAUUCAAUUUUGAUGUGCUUGCUGAACAAAUGUUGAAAAGCAUUAGCAUACAAUUUCAAAGGACAUUUGGUUCUGAGUUUCAGCUGGAAAUUGAUUAUGAGGUAAUGGCACAGAUACUCGCAGCUGCUUGGUUAGCAGAGAAGAAAAAUGCUGCGGAGGAUUGGGUUGAAUAUGUUCUUGGCAAAUGCUUUGUUGAAGCUAAGCAGAAAACCCACCCUGCAGCUCAAUCUGUCUUCAAACUGGUUAGUUGUGAAUCCAUUUUUGUGGAAGAGCAAGCUCCUGGAGUAUGCCUUACAGCUAGAGUUAACCUGAACUAAAUUUUUGCUUACUUUGUAUUCUUGUAAUUACUUAGGAUAUAGCAUAUGGUAGUUGUAGCAGUGUACAGCUGUUAAUCUGCUUUGUAAUUUCUGACGUAAAAAAAUGUUAUUAUCUUAAUGUUACGCAGGAUAUAUAUAUUCUGUUUUAA